CCUUGUGCUGGAAAGAGCAAAAGAAGAGUAGAAGUGAAGUGAAGCUUUAUUCUAUGAUGAUGAUCCUCCUCAUCUUCACCCUCUCUCUAAUAUCAGGUCCAGUGGGCUGUGUUAUGACUGGCUACACAGGAGGAAGCAUCGUUAUAAUAUCUGAUCUAAAAUGGGGUUCAGGAUUUAGUACAUAUAUUUGUAAGCUGGGAAGCAUAUCAUGCACAGAUAUAAUACGUACUGACACCACAGAAAAUUCUGUUCAAGAGGGAAGAUUCAAGCUGUAUAAAAACAAUGAUAGAUUUUUGAGAGUGUUAAUCAGGAGGCUGAAGCCACAGGAUGUUGGAGUGUACAGAAUAGGAGUAGAGGAUCAGACGCCCACUGAUUUGGAACUUACUGUUCUUAAUGAUUCUUGUUGUGAUGGACCAAAAACAGUGAAUGUUUUUCCUGGACAGAAUAUCAGCAUCAUCUCUAACUAUCCUGUGAUUUACAACCAAGCUUUCAAGUAUAUCAUGAAACUUGAAAAUGGUAGUGUUGUUUAUGACAUUCUAGAUACUUCUGAAAAAUCCCAGAACAACAGGUUCUCUAUUUUUGAUGACAGCAGAGCUAAAGUUCUCAGUAUGAACAUCAGUAAUGUGACAGAAGCCGAUGAUGGAGUUUAUUUAUAUGGAAUCUUCAACAGAAAGAACUCAAUCGAGUAUUAUUCCGUCUUCAGAGAGAUUCACCUGCAAGUUAGAGAACCUUCCAGUGCCAACAUCAUCAUCAUCAGUGUGUGUGUCAUUUUGGCUCUGCUACUGAUUUGCGGAUUUGCACUGAUGGUCUACAAGCUGAUACACAUGAGAACACAAGGUCCACCACCUUCUGCCAAAGACAAUGAUCAGGUUCCCCCUGUUCCUCGCACCUACGAGGAAAUUAAUCAGACCAAACAUAUGUCUGCAACAGCCACUGAACUUUAUAUGAAUAUGAGCCCUAAUAGAGAGAUCAUCUCCACAGUAGAACGACCACAAGAACAAAAUCUCACUUACACCUCUGUGAGUUUCCCGAAGAAUCCAGAUGAUGCUGCAAUCACCUUCAGUAAGGAGGAAUCUGCGUCUGAGUAUGCCACUGUCCAGCGCACCUCAAAACUGUAAUAAUUUAAUUAUGUUUUCUCCAAAAUGUGCUUUUAACAGAAUAUAAUUUAUACAAUGUCAAAAAUUGAUGAAAUAUACCAAAAUCAUAUUUUCUUUUGUAACCACAAAUGUUUUUGUCACUUUGAACUGUACCUGUAUUCAAAUAACAAA
This is a messenger RNA of Tachysurus vachellii, 1268 nucleotides long. RefSeq lists its product as uncharacterized. The transcript has 6 exons. Bases 54 to 1118 code for a protein of 354 amino acids. The record is from RefSeq and is a predicted model, not a curated record. Lineage: Eukaryota; Metazoa; Chordata; Actinopteri; Siluriformes; Bagridae.